AUGACAACAGAAGCACACCAUGAACGUAAUAUAAGUCCUCCAAAUCCCAGGCCUUCGACUUUUGCUCCCUCGUCGUUGUCUAAAUUAACUAAAGAUAAAUUGGCUACUAGAGACGUGUUGGGAAGAAAUAUCCUACAUCUAGUUAUCUUAUGGAACAGAAGCGACUGGCUCCGACAUUUACUCAAGAAUCCUGAAAUCAAAAGUAUCAUUAGCAAAACCGACUAUGAAAGCGGCUGGAACUGUCUUCAUUAUAUCAUAUUUUUUAAGAGACUCGCUUGUUAUAAGGUCCUUCUUGAUUAUUUAAAGACAGCAAACCCAGGAACAAAUUCGCUUCUAUUGGUGAACAAUUCGUUAUUGUUCGACCUAAUAAGAUGUAAGGACCGUGCAAGAACGACUCCCCUUCAGUUACUAGACAAUGAUUUCAAGAACAUGAUGUGGUUUCCAGACCAUAUUACCGAGCAAGAUGAGAUACUUUUCAGUCAAAGAUUUUUACAGGAAGAUCCCCAAGUAGGUAAAGAAGGUAAAGAGACAUCAGAUCAUACGAGGAAGCUACGCUCUCUUAAGGAUCGUCACAACUGGUGGGAUCCUAAGAGAUUGGGAUCGGAUAUCUACAUGUUUGGAUCAAAUUUAAAUAAUAACUUAGGAGUGGGUGACUCAACCGAUAGACAUAUCCCUUCCAAACUCAUGAACAGUACGUUCUGUGAAGAGGACAGUCAAGACUACCUUGACCAACCACGAUUUAAGGCAGUUAAGUUGUCCAAAAAUCAUUCUGUCAUUCUAACCAAAGAUGGGUCUCUCUACUCGUGUGGUAUAGGAUCUCGAGGAAGACUUGGUCAUGGUAUUGAUAACAUGAACAAUAGUUACCGGUUCAAGAAGAUUGAGUUUUUCGUGGGUCAGACAGAGAAGAAGAUAGUAAAGGACUUCUCAAUAUCUACUGACCACACUUUAGCGGUGACGACUUCCAACGAGGUGUUUGCCUGGGGAUUGAACUCUUAUGGCCAGAUUGGGUACAAACUGAUCAACAACUCUAACACGAACACUUCAAAGGAGUUCAGUGAGCCGUUCGAGGCAGAACCCAGGUUGGUAUAUGGUGGUGAUUUGAAGAAAAACUCUUUGAACAUAAGAGGUACAGCCGCUUCAAAAAUUCACUCUUUGGUGUACACGAAGUUUGAUAUCUUCUUCUGGGGAUUAAAUAUAGGGCAAAUGGGAUUCCCCCAAGAUGCUAAGGAUUCUUUGGACCAUAAGGUCUAUGGCUCAACUUUCAAAGGUUCCAUUCAGCAUCAACCAAGGUGCAUCACCUUGAGAGAUGAAAUCAAAUUCGUUCAAACAUGUGAGGCUUGCACUUGUGUCGUAACAAGCAACAAUGAGCUACACCUCUAUUUCCAGAACCAACAUGUCAAGCUUCCACGGGUUCAGUCCAGAGGUUCGCUUGACAAGAACUUUCAUAUUUUCUGCCCAGCAAAGUUGUCGAAACCAGCUGUAAUUGUGAAAGUUUGCAUGAAAUCCCACGAGAAUAUUGCUUUAUUGUUGGAUAGUGGAGAUGUUGUUGGAUUUUCCGUUGAUGUGAACUCCAAUUUAGCUAAAAUGUCCAAGAGUUUGAGGUAUUCCUCCCUCUGGAAGUCACACGACCGGGACUUAAGGGUUACUGAUUGUGACACUUCUGUCGAUGGUUCCAUAGCAUUAACCACCGCAAGUGGGUUGGUUUUCAUGAAGGAUUCCAAUAACCGAACCAGAAAGAAUUCGAUGUCAGAAACUGCCUUGCCUAUUCCUAUUAAAAACAAGUUCAGACGUAUUGACUACGUCAACAAAAUAACUAGGGUUUCAUGUGAUGAAAACUUUGCUUCAUUUGGGUUCAUCAGGGAUGACAUUGACCAAAUUCCAUUGAAAAUCCAGGCAAACACGUACAUGAAAGACAUUGAAUAUUUGAGUAUAUUGAAUGAACCAAACUUGUACCGGAAACAAAACCAAUUGUUUCUGUCGGAGAAUGGGAGUAUUUCGUACAUUACAGACUACAUAUACCCUGUUUACGAUGAAGACGAAUAUGAAAGCGAAGAUGAAGAUUGUACAGAAGUGCAAGACACCAAACUUAAAAUGGACGUGUUGUUCAACAGGUAUUCUAACAAAUUUGAUGCCACAAACAAUAAAAGAGUCAGGACUCGAUUCACGUAUGAGCAAAUUGCUGAAAGUGAUAUGGUACUGAAAAAACAAUACUUGAAGAUUUCUCCCAUUAGCUUAUUCAUAGAGCAGUUCUCCGAAAACAUUCAACAAGAAGAUAAGAAUUAUGAUGCAAUUAUUCUGUUUGAGGAUCAUCCAGAUAUGGGUAUAGGUUUUCACCAGCGGAUAUUCAGAGUCAGAUCACCAUUCUUCAAGAAACUCCUUCAAGUACUGGAAGACCAAGUAUUUGUUAAGGGGAAUAUUAGUGGACAAUUUUCUGGAAACCGGUUGAUUUUCAAUUCUGGUAUAAAUGUCAAAGCAGCUCUAAUAUUGGUUCAUUUCAUUUACACAAACAGAGUGAUAUCAAUAUGGGAUGAUUAUCCCACUGGAAUUCAUUGUCCAUCUGACAUCAAGGAAAUCAAGCACCAUUUUGAAAACUUGGGAAGAUUGUUCGAAGUAUUUGAUCUUUUUGGAAACCUAACAAAGGAUGAACGAUUCUUGAAGGAUAUGAGGUCUUUAUAUGAGGUAGAUCAAGAGGACGGGGAUUUGACAGUUAUUUUAGCUGAUGGUCAGGUCAAGUGUUCAUCAUUUAUUCUCACUAGUCGAUCUGCAUUCUUUGAAACCACAUUGGCAAGUAGAUGGAAUCCGGGACUCAAUUUUCUAGAGUUUGACAAGGUAAGUAAAUGUCAAUUCAACCUAGUUUUGAAACACAUGUAUGGAUUCAGUGAUUAUUCAGUCUUUAAUGAUCUCAGGCAAAAAUGUGAUAACAAGAACGAAUUCAUUGGUGCUUUACUUGAAAUCAUCCAAAUAGCGGAUGAAUUAUUGUUGUUCCAACUCAAAAACCUUUGUCAAGUAGCAAUUAAAGAUUUGAUAUCCUUAGAGAAUGUUGUUGUUUUAUUAACGUAUUCGAAUGAUUUAAAGGCCAAAAAGUUGUUCAUCAAUUGCUGUUGGUAUAUUUUCAACAACUUAGAGAUUAUACUAUUGGAUCCCACUUUCCUUGCUAUUCCCAACGAAGUGUUGGUUAAACUUGAAAACGAGAUUGACUUGUUUGAUACCGACCAAGGCGAGCACUUACGUACCACUACUGGAACUGAAGUUGUUACUUCUGCAAAUAGAGCUAUAUCAAAUCAAUUGGUAAGCGAGUUCAUUUAUAACCAAAAGGAAUUCAAUAAGCAUUUCAUGAGUGAUGCUAGAGGAUUCCUGUCUUUUGAACCUUUGAUUGACGUGAAGAUGGACAUAAAGACAGAUCAACCUAAGCGGCAGAGGAAGAGUUCCAGAAAAAGCUCUUCUCACCAAGAACUCAGAGAUGAGCUUGCGGAAAUCAGAAAAGCAGCUUUGACACAAGUACAACAACAUGGAAAUGAAAGUGCUAUUGAUGUAGAGGAUGACUUUGAGGUGGUGAAGUCAUCUCGGAAAAAGUCCAAUGGUAAUAUCAAAAAAACGGUGGACUUCAGCUUGAAUCUGGCAAGAUCAAUAAGCCCUCCCUCCACUUUGAAUUCUGUUCCUUCGUCUGGAAACUCCUCGACUUCGGACUUGACACGGGCUUCUUCUGUUUCCACCAGUGUCCGAAAACCAGUGCAUGCACCUUCUUCACGAAUCCAGAACAACAACCACGAAGCAUUAUUUCCUGUGCUUGGAAAGCAAGCUCCUACUCCCAAGCCAGUUCCUAAGCCAUCGGAGCAAACAUCUUUUGCUACAGGCCUUAGUCCCCAUUCCAAAUGGGCAUCCAAGUCCAACGGGUCUUCAAUUUUGAAACCUCUUCAUAUGAACAAAGCUGCUGCAAGUUGUUCUUUUCAAUCUGUGAACUCCGUCAGUUUAGAGCCUGACUGGCUUACAAAAAAGCAAAAACCUAAGAUGGCACCUAGUGUUAAACUUUCCCAAAAGGAAAGAAAAAAGCUCGCCAUUCAGACAUUUGAUGAGCCCGUUGGAACACCUGUCCAACAGACAUUCAGUUGGGGUUCGGAGGGUAGCACCUCAAGUUUUGUUCAACCAGCCAAGGACACUCGAUCGUUUCCCACUCUUGGUAAGGCCAAGAGGAGAUCCAAGUCACCCCUGCCAAAAGCUUCUCCAUCGCCUAGAGCGGGCACAGAUGUAAGUCAAGAAGCGAACGUUUCUAUAGAGAGUGAUUCAGGCAGCCUUUCACUCAUAGACAUAAUGCUUGAAGAGUCACUAAAGAUUGAAGAAGCCAGACAAAAUGAACUCCAGCGGAAAAGCUUACAAGAGAUUCAACAAGAACAAGAAUUUGCUCGGUGGUGGGAAGAAGAGGCCAAGAGGGUUCAAAUGCAGAUGCAAAAUAUACUGAUCAAACCGCAAAAGAACUCGAAGAAGAAGACUCGAAAAGUUAGUAACUAG
Yamadazyma tenuis ATCC 10573 is the source of this 4506-nucleotide messenger RNA. RefSeq lists its product as uncharacterized. The record is from RefSeq and is a predicted model, not a curated record. NCBI's taxonomy places the organism in Eukaryota, Fungi, Ascomycota, Pichiomycetes, Serinales, Debaryomycetaceae. Gene Ontology annotation, molecular function: protein binding.